UUUAGCAUUGGAUGUAACAGUUGUUCAUGCAGUUUAAAAUCAAGAAUGAUAAAAUAUUUUGCGCUUGUCUGUCAUAUGAUUUCCAUCUGCUCACUAAGAAAUGUAGAAAGUUGUCAAAAUUCGCUGAAAGACGAUGGAUCAGGGGAGUGCUGUACGAACUUUUUCAGGGAUGGGAAUAUCUGUAAAGAAUGUCCACGCGGAUACUUCGGAUUUAACUGUUCUGAAAUUUGUCCUGAACUAUAUUAUGGACCCUUAUGUAGUCUGAAAUGCGGUAACUGUACAAACUGUAACCAUGUAUAUGGUUGUACACUAUCAACAGAGCCUAUUAAAUCAGAUGUGUCAAGAAAAGGAAGUUCUAACACAAGACCUGCUAUUUCUAUCAUGUCGACCAUGGCAGCAGUCCAUACAACAGAUGUACCUGAAAAUCAAAGUUCCAUCACAGUAUUGAUAGGUGGUAACAAGACUGAAAAUGAAAGUUCUAGUCUAGUAUUUUUAAAUGGUCCUCCUAAAUUGAAUAUUGCAAUAAUUAUCUAUACAAGCGGAUCACUUAUAUCUUUUAUAAUUCUACUGAUAAUUGUGAGAGAAAUACGACUUUUUUGCAAGACAUCGGCUCCUCCCACAAUUAAAAACAAGUCACACAACAGUGAUUUCGUAGAAAACAUAUUUUCUCAGGUUUCUGAUGUUAUUGAUGACAUCAUUUUACGUGAAGAGAUUGACCCAUCUAUGUUAAAUGUAAAUAGUUAUGACAAAGAUGGAGCGUCCAAAAACUCAGAGGGUGACUGUAAAGGCUGUAUUUAUAGCACUAUAUUUAGAGAGAAGGAAGAGACUGACGAACCAACAUUAUCUUUACAAACAUCUUGGUUUGAGGCCAGCAAUACUUUAGGCCUAUGUACAAAUAAGGAAAAAACAACGUUUAAAAAUGAUUAUUCUGACCAACAACAUGAAAUUGCUUUUCAUCAAUCCUCCGCAAGUGAGAAACACAGAGAAAUUUUAUCAUCAGAGUGUUUGCAAACCUCUUCAGAAUUUAACGGAAGAGAUUUAGAGAUAGCUAUGAGCGAAAGAAAUCAGGAUACUAGUCCAUUUGUCCAAUUUGUAUUGGUAAAUGAAACAACAGAAAUAACAGCUCAACUUGUCGAAAUACGUAAGUUUUUUGCAUUAAUUAUUCAAUUUAUUCUAAAUUUAAAAUAUUUUUUUCAUAUAAGGAGUAGUUCGAAGAGUAUAAACUGGUAUAAUUUUAGGCUCGAGAAAAAUGGAUCAGAAGCGUGCUGUUUUAACUUUUACAGGGAUGGGGAUAUCUGCAAAGACUGUCCACCCGGAUACUUCGGAUCUAAUUGCUCUCUUAUUUGUCCUGAACCAUAUUAUGGACACUUUUGUGGUCUAAAAUGCAGAAACUGUACAAUUUGUCAUCACAUAUACGGCUGUACACAAUCUACAGAGCAAAUUAAAUCAGACGUCCUAAGAAAAGGAAGUUCUACUAUUAGACCUGUAACUGCUAUCAAGCCGUUCUUGCCUUCAAAUAACACAUCAGAAGUAAUUGAAAGUUCCAGCAUGGUAUCUCUGUAUGGUAACAAGACUCCUCCCAAGUCUAACCUUGCAAUAAUUAUCUAUACAACAGGAUCACUAAUAUCUUUUCUUAUUCUACUGAUAAUUGUGAGAGAAAUACUUAACUUUUACAAGUUAUCAGUUUCUCCAACAAAUGAAAAGAAGCCACACAACAGUGAUGUCGAAGACAACAUAUAUUCAGAAGUUUCUGACGUUAUUGAUUGCGUAAUUUCACGUAGAGAUAUUACUUCCUCUAUGUUCAACGUAAAUAGUAAUGAACAGGAUGGCGUUUCCGAAAUCUUAGAAGGUGACAGUAAAGACUGUACUUAUAGCACUGUAUUUAGAGAGAAAGAAGAGACUGGCGAACCGAAAUUAUCUUUACAAACAUCUGGGUUAGAGGCGAGAAAUUCCUUAGACUUAUGUGCUAAUAAGGAAAACAUAACGUUUAUAAAUGAUUGCCCUGACCAACAUAAUGAAAUUAAUUUGCAUCAAAUCUCCACAAAGGAAAGCAAUGAAGAAAUCAUUUCUCCAGAGUCUUUGCAGAGCUCUACAGAAUUUAAGGGAAGAAAAAUAGAGAUAUCUAUGAGCGACUCCAGUCAGGAUACUAGACUGAGUCCAACAUUUGUCCAAUUAGUAUUGGUAAAUGAAACCACGGAGACAACACCUCGCAGCACUGUACAAUGA
Saccostrea cuccullata (small rock oyster) is the source of this 2226-nucleotide messenger RNA. RefSeq lists its product as uncharacterized. The transcript is spliced from 9 exons. Lineage: Eukaryota; Metazoa; Mollusca; Bivalvia; Ostreida; Ostreidae. Bases 46 to 2226 code for a protein of 726 amino acids. The record is from RefSeq and is a predicted model, not a curated record. Gene Ontology annotation, molecular function: scavenger receptor activity.